Nicotiana attenuata is the source of this 1322-nucleotide messenger RNA. Its product is annotated as COP9 signalosome complex subunit 6a-like. Bases 116 to 1075 code for a protein of 319 amino acids. The transcript is spliced from 9 exons. Gene Ontology annotation, molecular function: metallopeptidase activity; protein binding. The record is from RefSeq and is a predicted model, not a curated record. Gene Ontology annotation, cellular component: COP9 signalosome. NCBI's taxonomy places the organism in Eukaryota, Viridiplantae, Streptophyta, Magnoliopsida, Solanales, Solanaceae. Gene Ontology annotation, biological process: protein deneddylation.
AAAAAGAAUAGAAUUAGAGCCCGAGGCAGAAACUGAAAUUUACCCUUCUCUUCUCUUCUCCAAAAUCAAUUCUCCGGCGUACCAGCGAGAAACUUCGAGAAGAGAAACGGCGAGAAUGGCUUCAUCGUCGAGCAGCGGCUUGACAUUUAAGCUCCAUCCGUUAGUGAUGCUCAACAUAUCGGAUCACUACACACGUGUCAAGUCACAGUCCCAACCUCCCCCUUCUUCGCACUCCUGCUCCAACGGUUCCGGUUCUGGUGCCGAUUCCCCUUCCGCUUCCGCGCCGCCUAGGGUUUUUGGUUGUGUCAUCGGCGUACAGAGUGGCCGUACUGUCGAGAUCUUCAACAGCUUCGAACUUCUUUAUGAUCCCUCUACUCACUCCCUCGACCGCGCUUUCCUCGAAAAGAAGCAAGAGCUCUAUAAGAAAGUUUUCCCUAACUUUUAUGUACUGGGAUGGUAUUCAACGGGGAGUGAUGCACAAGAAUCUGAUAUGCAGAUUCACAAAGCUCUGAUGGAUAUCAAUGAAAGUCCUGUGUACGUGCUUCUCAAUCCUUCCAUCAAUCAUGCUCAAAAGGACCUGCCAGUCACUAUCUAUGAAAGCGAGUUGCAUGUCAUUGAUGGCAUCCCACAGCUUAUUUUUGUCCAAGCAAGCUACCACAUAGAGACUGUUGAAGCAGAAAGGAUUUCUGUUGAUCAUGUUGCUCAUCUUAAACCAUCUGACGGAGGUUCUGCUGCUACUCAGCUGGCUGCCCACCUUACUGGCAUACAUAGUGCCAUUAAGAUGCUGAAUAGCAGAAUCAAAGUGCUACAUCACUAUCUGCUUGCUAUGCAAAAAGGUGAUAUCCCUUGUGAGAAUUCACUUCUAAGGCAGGUGUCUAGUCUCUUAAGAAGAUUACCAGCUAUCGACUCAGAGAAAUUUAAAGAUGAUUUCUUGAUGGAGUAUAAUGACACAUUAUUAGUUAGUUAUCUCGCCAUGUUCACCAACUGCUCAAGCACAAUGAACGAGCUUGUUGACAAAUUCAACACUGCAUAUGACAGGCAUAGCAGGAGGGGUGGGCGAACUGCUUUUAUUUGAAAAGUUUAUAUAUUGCGAAGAUUGCCUUUUUGCUCUUAUCGAGUUUCCUCUGUAGCAGUAGCUACACAGCUACAUGUUUUGCGAGUUUAGGGAUCACAUGUUUGGGAUAUAGGAAUCAAAGUAGUGAGUUUGCUUUUCUUUUGCCUUUCUUCAUUCUUAGUUGCCCUUAUAUUAUAACUUGAUUCUUAUGGCACCAUUAUAUACGUGGGAGAAAGUGGUAGAGGAUUUUGGCUUCAAAAGCUUUUAA